Molecule: messenger RNA, 2821 nt
Organism: Falco peregrinus (peregrine falcon)
Lineage: Eukaryota; Metazoa; Chordata; Aves; Falconiformes; Falconidae
Gene: TNFSF13B
Product: TNF superfamily member 13b
Exons: 7
Coding region: 403-1269 (288 amino acids)
Biological process (GO): immune response
Cellular component (GO): membrane
Molecular function (GO): receptor ligand activity; tumor necrosis factor receptor binding
Source: RefSeq, a predicted model, not a curated record
ACAGCGUAGCAUUAGAUAGAGCUACGAGGAAAUAACCUGUGAUUUGAAAAUACUUGGAACCCUGUCCUGUGUAUUUUAAUGAAGGUCCACAGCCUGUAGCAGCAACAGAGUGGUCACUCCCACGUGAAAGGCUGUAGCUCCUGGUUUAUUUUACUACCAUAAAAAUGCUUCUUUAGCCCAACUGUGCAAAAUCUGUCAAGUUGCAUAGUAUCGAAGAGGUCGAGAAAUGCAAUACUCCGUGUUGCUGGAUAGCCAAGCCAGAGAGACUAUAAAAGAAGUGAGCUACAGCUGUAUGACAGAGCUUUUCCCCUGUGCAUUUCAGAGAGCAACUGGUAACAUGGAUUGCACCUCGGAAGGGGACAGCUGAACUCUCCCUCUGGCUUUAGUGAGGAAAGAACAGCGAUGAAAUCCGUGGACUGUGUGCACGUCAUCCAACAGAAGGAUACCGCCUCCUCUCCCUCUGCCCCCCCUGGUGCUGCUUCAGGCACCACGGGACUUUUUUCUGUCACAUUCCUUUGGCUUGCAAUGCUCCUGUCCUCUUGUCUUGCAGCAGUGUCUCUUUACCAUGUUAUCACCCUGAAAACAGAACUAGAAGCCCUGCGCAGUGAGCUGAUCUACAGGGUCCAGGCAAGGUCUCCACUAGACCAGCCACCCGUGUCCCCUGAUGAAAAUAAAGUGGGUGCCCCUGCCUCUUCCCUCCUGCAAGUGUCUGCAGCCGGUGGCAGGCAGGAGAACAGGCUUCCAGGUCCUGGCCCAACUGAAAGCUUCCAAAAGGAAAUCUGGAACGGGAGCAGAAACAGGGGGAGACGGUCUGUUGUCCACACAGAAGAAAAAGUGCUGCAGGCCUGCUUGCAACUGAUCGCUGACAGCAAAAGUGAUAUCCAGCAGAAAGAUGAUUCAAGCAUUGUCCCUUGGCUUCUGAGCUUUAAACGUGGAACAGCUCUGGAAGAACAAGGAAAUAAAAUAGUGAUCAAAGAAACAGGAUAUUUUUUCAUAUAUGGCCAGGUUUUGUAUACAGAUACAACAUUUGCUAUGGGACAUCUAAUACAGAGGAAGAAGGCCCACGUGUUUGGUGAUGAUCUCAGCUUGGUGACAUUAUUUCGUUGCAUCCAAAAUAUGCCACAGUCUUAUCCAAAUAAUUCUUGCUAUACUGCUGGCAUUGCGAAAUUAGAAGAAGGGGAUGAACUUCAACUUACAAUACCACGAAGAAGGGCCAAAAUAUCCUUGGAUGGAGAUGGUACUUUUUUUGGUGCAGUUAGACUCCUCUGAAGCCCUUAAUUUCUGUUAUUAUGCUUAAUGCAGUUUUCUUCUUUUCCUAUGCCUUUGUCAGGAAAAAUAUUGAAUUGUAAUAAAGCUGCCAAUUCAGUCUCUCCCCAUCCACCACCAGCUUCUGAGAACUUUUCUUCCGUUUAAUAAGUGAACCCAAAACAGGAAACACACCAGACAGUUGUGAGAUAUAACCAUCGUGUGAUUACCAGAAAUCCAAUUUCUUUUAGGCAAAGGGAGACUCUAAAUAAAAACUGUAAAGCAAUGUUCUUUUGGCUUUGAAAUAAAAUCUUGUCCAUAAAGCAUAUCAAAGGAGUUGUCCAGAAAGUAUAGCAUAAACAGAACCAUUGACUACCAAAUUAUUAUCCAUAAUUAAAAAGGAAAACUAAAAAGUACAUCUUAGAUUCACUUUGUUUCAUCGAUAAAAUAUAUGAAGUAUAAAGUAUGAGGAAGAAACAUCAAACAGUAGAUUCCUCAUCACAAAAUAGAGGUAUCAGGUGGGUUCUGGGUAGAGGGUUUUUGGUUUUUCUUUGAUACCAAGAUUUUGGGGAAGAAAAAAGUCUAAAUAUAUGGGAUACUGAAACAAACUCCUCAGAAGUAUGUAGACUAGCAGCCAUUGGCUUGCUUCUUCCCUGUGAACACAAGGUGUAUAAAUUACUAAAAUUUUGUAGCAUUUGCUAAUUAGAAUUAAUUUUACUUGGAAAAGGACAUGUAAGAUGCUCCAAUCUUCAAAGCUUUCCUAGUCAUCAAAGAAUAUGUGUAUACUUCUUUGUAAGCAAGGCAAGGAUAGAAAGAAACACGGUGAGAUCAGACUCAAUACAGUAGGUGGAAUUGGAUUUCUGGCUUCAUAUCUGCAGUCAUAUAUAGAUGUUGUGUAUAUAUACACACAGUAUAUAUUUAUGUAUAUGUAUAUAUAUGGAAGUAUGCACACACACGUAUAUAAGCCUUUGGCAUUUGGGAAUAGAAUUUAAUCUUUUGAAUAGUUUAUCCAAUGGAAGUGUUACUGCAUACUGAUGUUCCAUAUCUUUCUUGCUUUUUGCUGUGAUCCAUUCUAGGCAGUAUAAUAAAAAGAAAAAAAAAAACCACAAUAAACCUGGAACAGACAUUUGUUUCCCAGAAAUCUGGGCUCAAACCCUAGGUUAACUAUAGGCUUUUUCUGCAGUUAUGAAUAUAUUGCUCAAUUCUGUUUUACCAAAAAAAAAAAAAAAAUAUUAAAAAAUCGGUCCUGUAGAAAGUCUAAGCAGAUAUCUUUUUUUCUUUCCUUUUGUCUGUCUGGUUUGUUCAGUAGAUAAGGUGUAUGGCUUUUUUUACCCCAAGAAUCCAUGUGUAGUGGUGGUCAAGGUAAUAACAUGGUCAAGACUUCUAGGAAUUAUUGUAAUAGAAAUGGAAGUUGAAUACUUAUUCCACUGAUCUUCAAUGAAGUAUUGAACUGCUAGUGGAAUAGAUAAAAUAAUAAAACCCACAGUAAUUAAGUGUACUUAAUUUGAACAUAUUUUUUAGGUGUUGAAAAUUGUGUCAUAUAAGCUCAUUUAGUAAAGAUGCUUUGCAUAUUGCA